AUGCUUUCUAACUUCCAGCUAGUGGAUAUUUCGAAGUCACGUCGUCUGGGCGGGCGUCUACUGCCUCGAGUGCGCCCGUCGCCGUCGGUGUCUUCUUCUUCAGUUUUGCCUCGGGACAAUUCAGCUGUUGCCUCCGUGUCUUUGUCCCCUGAGACAGCAGCGGACACAAGAGAGACGGGGAUAGUAGUGGCUGAGGCAUCUUUCGACUUGGCGUCUCUUGUUGCUGCUCACAAGACAGGAACUCAUACUCAGUCACUGGAGCUGCCUCUUACAAAGACAAGCGGGCACUUUGUUAUAUCCUUUUCGUGCACGAAGUUAGAGGGACUCAUUGCGGCCGAGGCCUCACCUAUUCCACAGCCGGCAGCUGGGGCUAAACGAUCGUUGACACCUGCAGCAGCAGCAGCACUACUUGCUGGAGUAGAAGCUUGUCAGCCCACGGUGCUGCGCCUGCCGCAUAAGGAUACACUGCCUUCUUCUUUAGAAAUGCCGACCUUCGAGGAAACUGCACCGAAACAGCAGCAGCAAGCGGCAGCAGCUACUCCAGCAUUCAAUGAUGGGGCAGCAAAGACUCCCUCCAUUGAGAAAAUCCAGCGACCAUUGCAGGAAGUUGUGUCCACGGGCACUGCGACCACCCCAGCGGAAUUGUCUCCUGCCGAAAGCCAGCGGCAGCAGAGGCAGCAAACACAACAAUCACAGCAGCAGCAACAGCAGCAGCAGGUUGAGCUGAGACAAAAGGAUGAGCUGAUAGCGAGUUUGCAGCGGCAAGUAGCUCUCAUGGAGGCAGAGGAUCGGCAAAUGACGAACCCCCAGUUGGCGCAGCUGUUUGCUCAGAUUGACGAGCUGCAUACAGCACUUGCUGCAGCGCAGGAGCAGCAGCUUGCAGCAGCUGAGCAACUACAAAAAGUGAGAGAGAAGGGAGAUGGUAGCGCAGGAGCAGCUGCCCUGCAACAACAGCUGCACGCAGCAGAACAACGCCUGCAACAGCAAGAGCAGCAAACCCGCGAACUUACGCUACAGCAGCAGGAGAUGCAACAGAAGAGCUGCGAGCAGCAGCAGCAACUGCUGCAGCUGCAGGCUGAAAGGGAUGGCAUGCAGCUGAUUGCUGAUGCCUACAAGAAACAGCUGGAGGAAGUCCAUAAGCAGUUGCAGCAUCAGCCGCCACAUAUGCUACAGGAGGAGCGGAUGGUAAUCCUGUUGCAACAAGUAAAACAGCAGGAGCAGGAAAUUCAACAACUUCAAAAUAAAUUAGAUUAUGAGACAAGGGAAAAAAAUACAGCACAAAACGAAGUACGGCUGCUGCAGAAACAGUUACAUGAGCAGCAGCAGCUGCAUCAAACCAAGGGCAAUUCUGACUCCGCGUCAAUCCUUCAGGAGCAAAUCAUUUCACUGCAACGGCAGGUUGUGGAGGCGUCGGAAAUGAGGGAGUCGUUGCGCGUUUCUAAAGACCAAACGAUUGGUGAUCUCAGGAAGGCCCUUCAAGAGAUGCAGCAAAAACAAGGAGAGACGCAGUCCGUGCACCAGCAAGCGCUGCAAAAGCUAAACGCAUCUAGAGAAGAGGCGGAAGCUCUCAGGGAGAAAGUUCGCUGUCAGGAGGAAACACUGCAGCGGCUUCCCACGCAGGCAGCCUGGUCCUGUGCCCAGCAGCAACACCAAAUGUUGCUGCAGCAGCAACGGGAGUGGCAGCAGCAACAACAGCAGCAGCAAAGGCAGCAGGAAUUCGAGCUUGCAGCCAAAGCAAAGCGCAUAGAAGAGCUUGAAAAGGAGCUGGUUCACGCCAAGGUGGAAUUGGCUGCGGCAGAGCAGCGGCGACACGAAGACAUUGAUGCUUUCAAGAAGAAAUUGCAGGCCGUCAAGGAAACCGUGGUGGCGUACGCCGCUGCUUCCAGCAGCAGCCUUCAGGUGUAG
This is a messenger RNA of Eimeria necatrix, 1905 nucleotides long. RefSeq names its product pseudouridylate synthase 1, putative. Bases 1 to 1905 code for a protein of 634 amino acids. The record is from RefSeq and is a predicted model, not a curated record. The transcript has 10 exons. Lineage: Eukaryota; Apicomplexa; Conoidasida; Eucoccidiorida; Eimeriidae.